Molecule: messenger RNA, 4595 nt
Organism: Carassius carassius (crucian carp)
Lineage: Eukaryota; Metazoa; Chordata; Actinopteri; Cypriniformes; Cyprinidae
Product: acid-sensing ion channel 2-like
Exons: 10
Coding region: 470-2164 (564 amino acids)
Biological process (GO): sodium ion transmembrane transport
Cellular component (GO): membrane
Molecular function (GO): ligand-gated sodium channel activity
Source: RefSeq, a predicted model, not a curated record
CACUCACCUGAACUUCAGGAGAUUCUGGGAGAAGCUCAGAGGGAGAUUUUAGGCUGUCCCCAAAGCCAGACUAAGUCUGGGCACCCUGACCAGGUGGACUGGGGUGGGAGUCAGUGAAAGAGAGAGAGCUAGGAAGAGAGAAAGUAACAAGGAAAAUAGCAUAGGGAUUUUGCCUAAGAGGUUAUAGAGAGUUGCCAGUGGGUAUGAAGACACACACUAAAUUUUGGGUACCUCAGAGAGCAGUGUGUUUGAGCAUGAAUGUGAUUAUGCAAUCCUGAAAUGAAGUUUGCAUACAUUUGACAGGAUAUUAAAGUGGAAGCCUAAGAAGAGUUGGGAUUGUACACUUCAGUUAAACUUAGAGUUGUCCUGCAGGUGUUACAACAGUACGUUACUUGAUUACUGGACUUUGAAUGUUAGAUUUGUAUUCAGGAAGUCAGUGUUGUGGCUUUCUCUGUGCUCCUGGAGCCCCAUGAGGGCCCCGGCUGUGGAGGCCUGGCUGGGAGAUGAAGCCGUCCCCCCUGCUGCUCUAGCAGCUCUGUGGGCCCUCAUGGCUCUGGAAGGCCGCUGUCUGCGCCCUGCCUCACCCACACCGGGCCAACGCAGGGCCCAACGUCGCCGCACACGACCCGGAGCACCACGAGACGAUCUGUCCCACCUCACCGCAGACCUCCUAGCGCGGACUCACCUUCAUGGAUUGCGGCAUGUUUGCACCCCGUCUAACUCUCUCAGCCGCCGGGCCUUUUGGAUGCUAGCCUUCUGUACUUGUCUGGGUCUUCUGUUGUCCUGGUCCUCAAAUCGGCUGCUUCACUGGCUGGACUUCCCCACUCACACAAGAGUCCACACAAAGUGGGCGAGAGAACUCGCUUUUCCCACGGUUACCAUCUGCAACAAUAACCCAAUACGUUUGUAUCACCUCACUAAGAGCGAUCUGUACUUCGCGGGUCACUGGCUCGGACUGUUACUGGCCAACCGCACAGCCAGACCCCUGGUGCUGGACCUGCUUCAAGAUGACAGUCAGGCAUGGUUUAGCAAGCUGUCAGAUUUCCGUCUUUUCCUGCCUCCACGGCGCUUUGAGGGCACCAGCUUGGAAUUCAUGGACCGACUGGGCCACCAGCUGGAGGAUAUGCUACUGGCCUGCAAGUACCGUGGAGAGCCCUGUGGAGCUCACAACUUCUCCACUGUGUUUACACGCUAUGGGAAAUGUUACAUGUUUAACGCUGCCGAAGAGGGGAAGACUUUGAGGACUACAAUGAAAGGAGGCACAGGGAAUGGCCUGGAGAUCAUGCUGGACAUCCAGCAGGAUGAAUACCUGCCUGUGUGGGGAGAAACAGAAGAGACCGCAUUUGAGGCAGGAGUGAGGGUGCAGAUCCAUAGUCAGGCAGAGCCUCCCUUUGUACAUGAGCUGGGCUUCGGAGUCGCCCCAGGCUUUCAGACCUUCGUGGCUACCCAGGAGCAACGACUGACAUACCUUCCUCCUCCAUGGGGUGAGUGUGUGACCAGAGCCCUGGAUUCAGGCCUCUUUCAGGUGUACAGCGUGUCUGCCUGUCGCAUUGAGUGUGAGACACGCUACAUCAUCGAAAACUGCAACUGCAGAAUGGUCUACAUGCCUGGUGAUUCUCCGUACUGCACUCCUGAACAGUAUAAGGAUUGUGCUGAACCUGCGCUGGCUGCUCUGUCAGCUGUUGAAGGCACAAGCUGCAUCUGCAGGAGCCCCUGUAACAUGACUCGAUACAACAAAGAGCUUUCCAUGGUCAAGAUCCCCAGUAAAACCUCUGCUCGCUACCUGGAGAAGAAGUUCAACCGAUCAGAGAAGUACAUCACGGAUAAUAUCCUAGUUCUGGAUGUGUUCUUUGAGGCUCUGAAUUAUGAGACCAUAGAGCAGAAGAAAGCAUACGAGGUGGCGGGUCUACUAGGGGAUAUUGGUGGUCAGAUGGGCUUGUUUAUCGGUGCAAGUAUCCUGACCAUACUGGAGCUAUUUGAUUAUGCAUAUGAGGUAGUGAAGGAGAGACUGCUGGACCUGCUGAACCGAGAGGAGGAGGAAGAGAGUCAUGGAGAGGAUGUGAGUACCUGUGAUCCGGUGGUAAACCACUCAGAAUCGAUUAGCCACACGGUCAGCGUUCCCCUCCAGACCACCCUGGGCACCCUAGAGGAGAUUGCCUGCUGAGCACCGUAACCUCUCCACACCAACAGAGGGAGCCGGGCCACUCCACUCCAAUGGGUGAAGGACAAAGUAAAACGAGGGAAAAGUCUCUGUUGCUUUUUCUCAUCAUGUUAUCUUUUUGGCAGAAACAUGAGACCUAGAAGUCAAGAAGCUUCUCAAGGAACAUGAGGACCCCAAAGUUUCUCACAAACACCAUCUGUUUGUUCUGGACUCAUGAAGGAAAGCAGAAGCUUGUGAAACCUGUCUGGACAGUCCCUUGUAAAAAUAAAACAAACAUGAAAACACGAGCAUGUGAGGAACUGCAGAUGCGCACAGCCUCGGCAUGUUCUCGCGUCCUCUCUUUCUCCCUGUGCCAGACGCCAUUUUGAAGUCUACUGCCAAAACACUGUAAAUUAUUAACGGAUAAAAUGUUGCGAAGCUGUUCUAACUGUGCAUGUGUCAGUUUCAUGUGUUACAAUAGUUUUCUCAAACUUUUCAUCCUCUCUCACGUGUGGAGACAGUUUUGUCUUCUUGUGCUGUUUGUUUGCUAUGUGUUUCUACAUCUCACUUGGCUUCUUGAUGUAUCAGGGAUGCAUCAUAAAACUGAGAGACCAUUUCUUCUUUCCUUUUUUUAUUUUUUUAUCCUUCAUAGAAAAGCCAAAUGGGUCACGGUACAAUGGCAGCCAUUAUGAGCCCAUUGUGGCUGUGAAUGGCUCUUCUACAUGCUUUCUGAAUCCCAUUUGAAAAAUUAAGAACAGAGAGUACAAAAAAAAGUGUUUUUGUCGCUUUCUGCAUAAGAAUAUAGUCAUGCAACUAGCGAUUUUCAUUUUGUUACGUGUAAGAGGUGUUAAUUUGUAAUUUAAAGCUGAUAUUAGAAAAACUGAUAUGAUCUUUCAUGCUUCUAAUUCAUAGUUGAGAGAUACAUCAGCACUUUUCAGAGAUUUUUUGGCAAGGAUCAUAAUUUCCCUUUCCCAACUAUCGUAAGUGGGAUGUUUUCGAACAUUAAAGGAUUUAGAGGAGUUCAUGGUGGUUUAUUAUGUGAGUUGACGCCUGUAAUGUUGUCUAUGUCUCAUCUCAUCUCCUCAUUUCAGAGCUCUUCAUCUUUGCUGGGGUUAAUUAACAUUGUAAUUGUCAUAUGUUAUCUGAUAUUUACUAUGUUCCCACGGUGUUCUUUGAUGAUGGAUGAUAGACAGCUCAAAGGUGUGAUUAUGUUCUUGUCUGCUCAUGAACUAAAUGUGAGGUUCUUGUUACACUAUACAUCAGUAUGAAUGAAACCUCAACUGACCCAAUCAUUCUACAACAUGUACAGUGUUUCAGCCAAAAUUCAUUAACUGAUGCCAAAUCAUUCGUUCUGAAAAUAAUGAAAGGAGGGUCAGUUCUGGGUGACGAGAGUGAGCUUGAUUGCAUUUCUCAAUUUAACACCCUUCAAUAUUCAAUUAAAAAAUAUUGACCGACACAAAUUUCAGUCACAAUAUGAAAAGCACGAAUUAGAGCUUGUGUGUUAAAACUGUAGGUGAAUCUUUUGAACAAAUUGUUCAUGAAGGCCACUGGCUGACAAGAAAUUUGUUGAGAAGCUCUUAGAAUCUACAUAUAAAAAAGGUAUUUAAUCUGGUUUAAUAAAACCAGGCCUUCACACAUGACCUAGGGCCCCUUUGUCCAAUCAGAUUUGAGCUUAAAGGAUUUCUUAGAAGAUUAUUAGUAAUUAUUUUCAUGCCCCCUUCUGGAGCAACAGUAUUAAGAGGCGUGAUUUGCACCUAUAUCAUAAUGCAAAAUUUAUUAAACAACACCAUUAUAAACAUUAUAAUUUUUCACAAGGAAUAGAAUAAUGAAUGUGUGCUAUGGGUUGUUUGUGGCAUAUGAGAGGGCCAUGUGAUUGUGUUACUACAGACACAUGUUGCUUAAUGUGUGUUAUAUUUUAUUCUAUAAAUAUAGUAGGUAAAAAAAAAGAAGCAAAUAUCCAGUCUGAACAGUUUUCUGAUUUGCAAAGUAUCCGUGACUGAAUGUAAAUGUUUUUAGUUGUUUUAUUUGCAAUUCAAUUUGCUAAUCAAAUGUAAUGGGCUUUAGAGGAUGAAUGUCUUAUCCUUAUUUGCCCUAAAAUCUGAUGAUUUAUUCUAAAUAUGUCAAAGAUAAAGCUGUAAACCUCAAGGUUUCAAGCACAUGCAUAGAAGAAAAAAAAAACAAACAAACAUGUACACACUACAAACGCAGAAACCCACAGCAUCUGUCCAUACAGUACUUACACAACAGUAAAUUAUGAAGUUACUCAUAAUGUUAAACAGUAAUUUUAGUGAACUCUUACUUGCCAUGCAGACAAACACCAAAGGGGUGUCACAUCACCUUUGCUAUUUUCUCAUUAGGAGAAACCUGAGGAGUUGAGGGUUUCUAACUCCAAUGUAUAAUUGCUCCAGUACCUCAGACCUUAGAGAUGAAAACAAUAAAGUCUACAUGGAUUACA